Messenger RNA from Tripterygium wilfordii, 980 nucleotides. RefSeq lists its product as uncharacterized. Lineage: Eukaryota; Viridiplantae; Streptophyta; Magnoliopsida; Celastrales; Celastraceae. Gene Ontology annotation, biological process: chromosome segregation. The record is from RefSeq and is a predicted model, not a curated record. Bases 202 to 738 code for a protein of 178 amino acids. Gene Ontology annotation, cellular component: MIS12/MIND type complex. The transcript is spliced from 9 exons.
AGUUCAUGGUUAUUGAUUUCUAGUCCCUCAAAUUUCAAAAACACUUUUUUCCCCCACAGUUUCUCUGGAAAAAAAUCGAAACUUUGACGGGAAGCUCCGACCUUCCGGUCUCCAGACUCCUUUCUCCGGUUGAUUCGCCAGCGAGCUGCACUCUUAACGCUGAAAUUAUCGAUAUCCGGUAUUUGAGUGAUAAAUUGGUGUAUGAUGGAGAAAAAUGGAAGUACUUUUGUGGGAUCGAGGCAAUCUGAUUUGAAGAAAUCCUUCAAACUUGCGCUUCGUUCUCUUCUAACAACCUGUUCUAAGGAGGAAUUUGGCAAAGUAUUUUCAAGGUUCACUAUUGCUGAGCAAGAAUGUCUCCACCGGCUCUUUGUUCAGGUCAUUACAUCGUUGCAUGAAAGUAUGGAGGAAGAGUUCGAGUCUUUGUUCCUCGAAACACAGGUCGGACCUGCUCUCAAUACUGUGGAGCAACUUGUGGAAAAGCAAGCUCUGGAUCCUUUGUUUUCAGAAAAGACUAACUUCAUUGAUGUUGCACGUGAUCUAUCCAUGGCAAAGAAGAAUGAGAUCCAUUAUCUGGAGAGUAUGCUGAAUAGGGCAAUGGAACAGAAGCGCAUCAUCGAGGCUCAGAUCAUUGAACUGAAGAACGGAAGGAAUGAUGUCCCAAAGGCAGUAGAUAUUGAGAAGCUGAGAAGCGCAGUUGCAAGUUACGGGACAUGCUGUAAUGGGAUUCAAGGUCCAUGAUGGAAUUAGGAAUAUACACCCAUUUCAAGUGCUUUCCUAUUCUUGUGAUGUGCAUUUAGCGUGUAUGGGAGUCCUUGUAUAAUUCUGAAGGAAUGCAUUCUCAUGACUGGACCAAUAUAUUCUUCAAUUCUGUUUGUUGCUUUGUUGAAACAUGAUAUCAACUCAUAAUUGCUUUUAUCUGCAUUAUGGGUUUCAUGCUGAUUGGGGAUUCUUAUUGCUUUGGUUCUACAAGUUAGUGAUAA